CACUGGCAGCAGAAAGAGAGAGAGAGGUGUCCCUGGGUAUGGAAAGGAAGCUGUGCAGUGCAGUGUGUAAAAUACGCACACAGGCAUAGUGUGUUGGUGAGGGAGACAACGCAUACCCGUGUGUGUCACCGGUGUUCGACAGUAACAACGGAUUUAGCAGCUGAAGAGAAUCCCGUCCGCCUGUGUGUGAGAGUGGGUGUGUACGUGUGCAUGCAUGCACGCCAACCCGAAUGGCCUGCCUGGGCAGCCAAUUUCCUCACUGCCCUCCUCCUCUGAUAAUCUCUGCUGACACUGCACACAAAGGACUAAACGCUGGCCGCAUCCUCCAGAAAGACCCUCUUCACUCUGCUUCUCUGCCUGUCUCGUUCCGAUUACCCACAACCAGGCUGGCUACAGGGAGGAUGCUGCUGCCGUAACCCUGUAUGCCUGCUGCUACAUCACCUCUUGUUACUGGGCUGCUACCUCCUUCUUUCACCUUCUCCUCUGCUGGUCCAUUCUGCUGGUCCAGUCCCCCUCCACCACAGCGCUCUAGACCCAGGAUCCUCCCCCCUCUCAAUCUCUCACUGGAGGUGUUCCUAGACUGCUGGUAGAACCGUUGCAUGGUCUCUUUCUCCUCACCAUCUUGCGCUGAUCUGAGGAGGCUGUCGCCGCUGCCUCCUCUCCUCCUCCCCUGUUUUUUGUCUCUCGCUGACUGUGCCGCACGCGUCUAUUCCAACAGUCACCCCUGAUCUGGUCCCGGAGCCCCUGGUGCUACCCGUGGUGCCCUCCCUGCCCUCUGUGCGGGUCCGUCCUGCCCUUCACAGGCCCCGGAGGCGCAACAACAGCAGCAGCGGAAGCGACCCCACCAGGCCGUGGCCCUCGGGCCCGGCUGGCCCGAGACGCAGCAUGGAGGUGGGCAUGCGCGUGGUGCGCGGUCUGGACUGGAAGUGGGGGAACCAGGAUGACAGUGAGGGUCACUUGGGCACAGUGGUGGAGAUCGGGCGGCAAGGCAGCACCACCACGCCCGAUAAGACGGUGGUGGUACAGUGGGACAGCGGCACGCGCACCAACUACCGCACAGGAUACCAAGGCUCCUACGACCUGCUGCUCUACGACAAUGCCCAGAUCGGUGUGCGCCACUCCAACAUCAUCUGUGACAGCUGCAAGAAGCAUGGCAUCAUGGGGAUGCGCUGGAAGUGCAAGGUGUGCUUUGACUACGACUUGUGCACGCAGUGCUACAUGAACAACAAACACGACCUGGGCCACGCAUUUGAGCGCUAUGAGACAGCCCAUUCCCAACCAGUGUGCUUGGCCCCGAGGCAGAAUCUCCCACGGAUCAUCCUCAAAGGAAUCUUUCAAGGGGUGAAAGUGGUACGCGGACCUGACUGGGACUGGGGAAACCAAGACGGAGGAGAGGGUAAGGUUGGAAAGGUGGUGGACAUCCGUGGCUGGGACACAGAGUCUGGUCGCAGUGUGGCCAGUGUCACCUGGUCCAAUGGCACCACCAACGUCUACCGAUUGGGUCACAAGGGCAAGGUAGACCUCAAAUACGUGUCGGACAUCCAGGGAGGCUUCUACUACAAAGACCACCUACCAAAGCUUGGUGAGCACGCAGAACUGCAGAGGCAGGAAAGUGCAGAAGGCCACACCUUCAACCAGGGGGACAAGGUGAAGUGUCUCCUGGAAGUAGACAUCCUCAGACAGAUGCAAGAGGGCCACGGAGGAUGGAACCCCAAAAUGGCAGAGUACAUCUGCAAAAUCGGGACGGUACACAGAAUCACUGACCGGGGAGAUGUCAGAGUCCAGUACAGCAACAACAUCCGCUGGACUUUCCACCCAGGUGCCCUGACCAAGGUCAACACGUUUGGUGUGGGCGAGCUGGUGCGGGUACUGGAAGACAUAGACUGUGUAAAGAGGCUUCAGGCUGGCCACGGAGAAUGGACAGACAGCAUGACACCAGCCCUGGGGCAGAUGGGCAAGGUGCUGAAGGUGUACGCAGAUGGGGACCUGCGAGUGGCCUUCGGUGGCCAGACGUGGACCUUUAAUCCGGCGUGCCUCUCAGCCCAAACCAUGGAGGUGGAUGCCAACCUCAUGACUGCUGAAAACCCCAAUGAAUCCGGAAACACAGUCAUUUCAGUCCUGGAAAAGCUGCUGUCUCAGUCUACAGAGCAGGACAACCCCAGCCGGCUGGUCAUCGAGGCGGCGCAUGGCAGUGCCAGCAAAGUCAGAGAGCUAGUGCAGAAAUACCCUGACAAGGUGGAUAUAAAGAACCAGGGCAAGACGGCGCUGCAGGUAGCAGCCCACCAGGGCCACAUGGAGGUGGUCCUGGCCCUGCUGCAGGCCAACAGCUCCAUCAAGGUGAAGGAUGAAGACGGAGACACCGCCCUGCACUACACAGCCUUUGGGAACCAGGCGGAGAUUGCGCGGCUGCUGCUGAGCAAAGGGGCCAAUGUGAACUUACUGAACAACUCCAUGUGCACGGCACUGCACAUAGCCGUCAACAAGGGCUUCACCGAUGUGGUGCGCGUGCUGUCAGAACACUUGGCCGACAUCAACGUACAGGACUCGUAUGGAGACACACCACUGCACGACGCCAUCGCCAAAGACUUCCGGAACAUCAUUGAGAUCCUGGCGGUGGUGCCCAACAUCGACUUCACCCAGCAGAACAACCGCGGCUUCAACCUGCUGCACCACGCAGCCCUCAAAGGCAACAAGCUGGCCACGGAGAAGAUCUUGGCUCGGGCGCGUCAGCUGGUGGACGUCAAGAAGGAGGACGGCUUCUCAGCUCUGCACCUGGCCUCCCUCAACAACCACCGAGACGUGGCCGAGAUCCUUGUAAAAGAAGGCCGCUGCGACAUCAACAUCCGCAACAACCGCAACCAGACGCCGUUGCAGCUGGCGGUGACGCAGGGCCACGGGGACUUGGUGCAGCUGCUGGUGGCCGAGGGCGCCGAUGUCAACGUGGAGGACGAGGACGGGGACACGGCCAUGCAUGUGGCCCUCAGCCGCCCGCAGCUGGCCAAUGCCAAGCUCACCCCGGCCACCUCCAGCAUCACAACCACCACACAGGAGAGAGGAGAGGGGGGCCCGGGCUCCUCAUCGUCCUCGCUCUACUGUCAGCUGAGCAGCUCGGGGUUGAUGGGUAACACGGAGCUGAGCGUGGGCGCGGCCAUCGCCUGUUUCCUGGCACAGGAGGGCGCCGACAUCAACUAUGCGAACCACAAGGGCAAGAGCCCCCUGGACUUGGUGGCGGAUACAGCCGUGCUGCAGCUCAUCAAGAGCUUCUCCGAGAAGUACCGGUUGCAGCGGCUGCAGGCUAUCACGUGUGGCACGUCACUGAGCAGCACCAGCCUACGGCGGGUCCACACAACGCCCAACACCAUGACCAACCUGGCCAUGCCCGCCCUGCCAGGGCCCAGCGAGUGCCUCAUCUGCUCCGAGCUGGCCCUGCUCGUCCUCUUCUGCCCCUGCCAGCACAUUGUUGCCUGCGAAGAGUGUGCUCAUCGAAUGAAGAAAUGCAUCAAAUGCCAGGUCACGAUCACAAAGAAAAUUAGACAAGACCAGACAGAGGUGGACUGCAGCCCGGGCUCGGAGAACUCCGAGCAGCACAACCUGCUGGAGCAGCUGCAGUCACGCUACCGCCAGAUGGAGGAGCGCAUCACCUGCCCCAUCUGCAUCGACAACCAUAUCAAGCUGGUUUUCCAGUGCGGCCACGCCUCCUGCAUCGACUGCAGCGCCGCCCUCAAGACCUGCCCCAUCUGCAGGCAGACCAUCCGGGAGCGCAUCCAGCUCUUUGUCUGAACCAGGCCCUCCUCCUUUCUUCCUCUCUUCCCCUCCCCCUGUGGCCCAGUCAGUCUGCUCCUCAGUCCUUUGGGAUUAGCCACUCGAUCGUCCAUCCUGGCUCAGCUGCUGUGCUUUGUUGUGUUCCAUUGCGUGACGUUGCACCCAGGGUUCCCAGCAGUGUCAAUGAGCUGGAUGUGGUCAUACUGAUUUUUUUGUUUUGUUGUUGCCUGUUUCUUCAUUUCUUCAAAUCCAGUCAUGGCCCCUGAAAUGCUCUGCAAUGCUUUGUCCGUGGCUCCCAGUGUGUAGCAGCCGCAGCGGGUUGCGUCAGGAGGAGGCAGUAGUGCUGCAAGCUCCAUUCCCAUUGGUCCACAAGGAGGACAUCCCUACGAACCAGGGAGGAAGUCUCUCUGAAUAGUUCAUCACCUGUGCUGCUCUAAGAGGAUGUCUGUUACUCCCUGUUAGAUUGCAUCCCACCCUGUUCCCCCUGUUUGCCUGUCUUGCCUACCCUGUUUACAAGGCUGCAGAGAACUGGCUGAUGUCUCCCUGUCUUGAAUCCGGUGUAUUAUGUUUGCUCUCCUUCGUAUGAAGCUCUUUGUUAUCAGUGUUAGUCUCCUGAGGGUGAUGGUAUAACUAAAGGCUCCUCUGUAUAGCCCCUCACGCUUGCCGUACGUACACAAGGGGAAAAUACACACUUUAUAUAUGCAUGAGUAUAUGCAUAUUCUAAGCUGAAGACUGUGUUGUGGGUUUGGUUAGAUGUGUGGUUUUAAGAGUACCAGUAAUUAGUACUGAGUUAUUUAUGUCAAAGGUGUUUCUAUUUAGCUAAAGUCAUAUUAUUUUUGGUGUUUGCUCAGUAAAAAAAUGAUUUCUGCUGAAAUUUCACCCAAGCCUAUGUCCUUCUCUACUCAGGGUCCUGAUUCAUUGAAACACUUCUAGUAUCAAAGGUUACGGAAUGUUUUUUUUUUGUCAACCCUUUUUACGUUGGAGCCAUCUGACAAUUUGGUGUGUGUUCAUUAAGGGACUUGUAGUUGAGAUCUGAUAACACAACAGCUAGAGCUUUUAUAGCAGAAUAGACCUGUGGAUAAGUUCACUUCGGUCCAACAUACCUUUCCUGCUUUAGGUAUGAAAUUGUUUAAAUUACACCAUCGUAGAGAGGGGUUUGUGUGCUGCUUCAAAGGAAAGACUUUGUCAGAUGACAAAGUGCAACUAAUUUUCAUUAUACCAUCACCCAGAUACCCAUCGGCUUUGUUCUUUAUAGAUAUGUAUCGAAAGCAUAAUCGAAGCCUGUGUCUGUUGUUCAUCUGAACCUGAGCGUCUGUUAUACUCCUCAGUGUGUAGUGUUGUACUACACAGCCCACAGACCUGCUUGCUAGCAUCAUCACACUCAGCCUCAGACAGGGCUCAGCCCAUUUGGUGGUGCAGAGAGGUUUGUCAUUAUGUUUAGGUCAACUUUGGACUCUUUUUGGACAGAAUUACUUUUGACUUCUGGAGGCCUUUGUGUCCUCUAAAUAGAGGAAGAACACUGAUACUUUACACGAUGAUGAAUCAAUCCUCCAAUACAGAACAGGAACGAUUAUUGAUCAAGCGAGGUGUGUGAACUUCUACCAAAGCUGAGCCAGAAAAUAAAUGAGCAUGUAUUUGCUUUUUCUUUAUUUUGUCACAAUGUGGAAUUUUGGCAGCCUUUGGACUCUUUUCUUGUCAUGUAUCUUUUUUCUCUCAAACAGAUGUCUGUCUCACAUCAUAGUCAUCCUACCUGGAAGAAACCCUCCCCAAUCUGUGUUUGGCAAAGCAUUUUGGAUUGUACUUUAUCGUUAAUCAUCCUUUGUAAUGUUUGGUUUGUUUUCCGAAGGGCUUAUGCAUUAAAAAAAAUGGAUCUAUUUUAAUCUUCUAUUUAAUUUUUCUAUUGUAAACUUCCAGUGACAGGGGUUUUGUAACAUUAGAUCCCAACUUUUGGAGAGCCAAUUAAAGAUGUACAUUUGAAUGUCAGAAAAACCUGUAACCUGUAACCUCUGCCUUGUAAAGCUGUGUGGGAGAGAGGAAAGUAAGGUUUACUCAGAAGUACUACUAACGUUGCACCAGUGCCAAAUCUUCAAAAGGAUGUGUGUGGCUCUGGUAAAAGGUGGUGCACUACAUAGGGAAUAGGAUGUCAUUUGAGACGGCGCUUCUGAUUAACAACUGAUAUUAAAGAAUUCUGAUCCAAAGUAUAUCAAUCCAAAAAAAUGUGGAGCCCAAACAUUUUUUUUUUUAGUCAUGAUGAGUAUAGCGAGCAUUUCUGAUUGAAUGAAUUAGAUAAUCAAAUAUUGUCAUCUGGGGUCAUGUGAGUAGUCUCUGUGCACAGGUAAAGGUAAUAAUACUUUAGAAGAGCCAGGAGGUUUUGAAAUAUACCACUAGAGGUUUGCUAUGAGAAGUACAUACAUAAUAUUUAAGCAACAAAUGUUACUAUUGGUGUGUGUACAGUACAGCACUUGGAGUUCUGUUGGCCUUACUGUCCAUUCUUAUGUUAAUGUUUUUUUCAGUUGUAUUCUGUACAAAAAUAUUUUGCAAUAAAUAUGGAACUGUUUUAUAA
This is a messenger RNA of Oncorhynchus mykiss (rainbow trout), 6325 nucleotides long. Its product is annotated as E3 ubiquitin-protein ligase MIB2. The record is from RefSeq and is a predicted model, not a curated record. Gene Ontology annotation, molecular function: protein binding; ubiquitin-protein transferase activity; zinc ion binding. Gene Ontology annotation, cellular component: cytoplasm. Gene Ontology annotation, biological process: protein ubiquitination. NCBI's taxonomy places the organism in Eukaryota, Metazoa, Chordata, Actinopteri, Salmoniformes, Salmonidae.